This is a messenger RNA of Leptinotarsa decemlineata (Colorado potato beetle), 1425 nucleotides long. RefSeq lists its product as uncharacterized. NCBI's taxonomy places the organism in Eukaryota, Metazoa, Arthropoda, Insecta, Coleoptera, Chrysomelidae. The record is from RefSeq and is a predicted model, not a curated record.
CCAAUUUCAUUUCAUUUAAGGAAAUUAUACGGAACUAUCACUCGUUGCCAGAAAACAAUAUGAAUCUAGACUAAAUGCUACUGCAUCGUCUCUGCGUGGCGCCAUGGAAGUAACUGACACGAAGCUAUGGAGAUGUGAUCCAAAAAACCAUAUUCAAGGUUCUACAUACGAUCAACUGACCAGACUCCUGCAAGCUCACAUACAGAAUGAAGUUGAUCUGAAUAAUGUAGGUACGUGCACACAAACGUGUGACACCUACUCCUUCACCAAGGGAAGCAGAUGCUAUGACGAAGAAAGUGAAUACUGCAGAAAGAGAAAACCUUGCAUAGGCAAUUUGAUCAAUUGCAGAUUUAUUGAAUCGCAUAUGACAGCUUGCAUCUCGCCCGCUAGCAGUUUGAGAAGAUACGAAUACAUUGAAUUCGACAGUGGUAGAACCAUGGGAGGAAAGACUCGUUGUUAUAACCGAAAGGUUAACAGUUGGACCCGAUGGUUUGUUCAUUGUUCAACCUGUUUAUGCCUGUGUGACGAGCAAGGAUCACAAUCAGAUAGAUACUUCAACCUGAGACCAGUAAACGCCGAUGUGGAAAAUAACAGGUAUUUUUGUUCCACAACCCACAAUCUUCAAUACUUCAAUUUUUUUUCAGGUGUCAAAUUCGAUUACAAAAAUGGAAAUUUAAGAUUUCAAAUUCGAGUCUCCCCAUUCAAUUUCACCACAGGAGUAGUAUCUCUGAACUCAUAUUACGUAUCCAGUUCAGGGAAUAGGUAUAGUAUAGACUUGGACGAUGCAGCCAUACCUACAGAAUCACCUUCGUCAGAACCAAACUGGAGUCCAAAUAGAUACAUAGACUUCACUCACACCAGCUUUGAAAAAGAUGCUGCCCAAACGACAGUGCCUUUCUUUGACAUACAACCAGUGACAUCAUUUCCCCAGGUUCCCCUCAAGGGAGCAGGUCUUUACUACAAAGGUAAUCCAGGAUAUGGUGGAUUUGUAGCUCCAAAAAUAACUACAUACGACUUUACCCAGCACAUGAUAGUGAAUUUUCCCGAAGCGAAGAAUAGAGUAGACACCGACAAAGAAUUUGAGGUUAUGCCAAACUGAUUUGGGUUAAUGAUUCAGAUGAAUGAUAUGAAUGUCCUUAGUGGUAGUUGACAGUUUUAUAGAUGUAGUUUCAACAGUGUUACAACUUUCUAAAUAUCAAUAGAAAUAGAAGUUAUACUCUUUCGAAUUAUCUGUGAAAAUAGUUUUGUGAAUAAACAUUUUUAAUUUUGAACAGUCUACGAAUAUGUUGAUAUUUUUUAGUAACGGUUAUCUCACCGAAAAAGAAACUUGAUAUGAUUAAACUGAACUAUAUGGAGAUGUGUUACAAUUAGAUUUAGUGAUUGAGGUCUAAGUUGAAAUCAUUCGAAAUAAAAAUGGGUAUAAAA